Messenger RNA from Cladocopium goreaui, 1638 nucleotides. The record is from the annotation of a GenBank genome assembly. Lineage: Eukaryota; Dinophyceae; Suessiales; Symbiodiniaceae.
AUGUCAUUUGUGCAGCUCUGGUUGUUGAUGCCACUCUGCCUGCUCACCCUGAUUGUGGAAGACAGUUCUGCCACAGAUGUCCAGCCGCACUUCGGUAUACCCUGGCAGCAGAGAAGAAGUUGUGAAGAGUUGCCUGGUUGGCAGGAGGCUCUGCUCCAUCCAAGCUGUUUACAUGUGGCGCGUAGUGCAUUACGACUUGGGGGAGUAUCCUGGCCUCAGGUGAAGCAGAAGGCUUUAGAUGCUCAAAGAACACCAGAGACUCCGCUGUGUGCCGAGGCGGUCUUUGAGCAUUUGGGCGGCAAGCAGACGACCCCGGAUCGACUGCUGGCCGAUGAAGGUAGCCUUUGCACUGCAUAUGCAGCAUUGCUAACCAAUCAGAUGUUACAGCUCCGUUGGCACGAGAUUCACGCUGAAAGAGAGACCCGCUGCUCUGAUGCCAUUGCUGGGCUUGAGGUUUACAGUUCCCGGCGGCAUGAGGCAGCUCUGAGCCCAGAGCCUACCAGUGUUUUGCAUCUUUCACGAAGACCUGCGGGUCUGGGCUCCAAGCGUUUCUUGGCAUUAGCAGAUGCGAGAUUAAUGAGUCCAUGGAGACGAAAAGUGAAGCCUCGAUGGCAGAAAGUCUGGGACUAUGCGAAGAAAAUGGCGGAUGGUGAGCAAUUUCCGCCAGUGUCAAUUGCAUGGAGGAAGGAGCUGCAGGAAUGGACCUGGCGGGAUGUUUCUGACGGUGUCUUACAAGGAUCCCAACUGAAAGCAGGACUACAUCAGGACUGGCAGCUGGUGGCCAUCGGGCCGUGCGGCGAGCGUGGUGCAGUCCUGGCAGAUCAGCCGAUGGCGAAGAUGACUUGCGAGGGAGACCUUGCGGAUGUGGCUUUGCCAGGUGCUAGACCCGAGAUCAAUGACAGACAGAAGUUGUCGCACAGUGGCAAAGACAUGACAGAAGUCAAGGCCUGGAUUCGCCUGGAUCACAUUGAGACCUGGGGAGUUGAUGCUGUAGCACCUUGGGAUGUCACCGGGAGUGCCGAGGGGCAGCAAGGUGCUGCUGGCUGGGUUUUGCCGCUGACGGGACAUCCGAGCAGCAGAGCAGCAUGGCUGGACUCUUUUCAGCAGUAUGUGGGUGAGUUCCGAGAUUUGGCCAAGAGGCCAAGGUCCUUCCUGACACAGGUGCUGAAUUUGGGCUGCAUCGUCUUCUCUGCGCUGAUGCUUUGGAAGGGACUGAUGGUGGUCACCAAGAGUGAAAGCCCAGUGGUUGUUGUGCUCAGUGGUAGCAUGGAACCAGGGCUACAGAGAGGAGAUAUUUUGUUUCUUACUCUCUUUUCAGAGCCGUUCAAACCGGGUGAUAUCGUUGUUUUCCAGAUCGAGGGCAGAGACAUCCCGAUCGUUCAUAGAAUGAUGAACGUACAUGAAAAGGCAGAUGGAAAGCUUGCUAUGCUCACAAAAGGUGACAACAAUCAGGUAGAUGACAGAGGUCUAUAUGCUGCAAGGCAGCUAUUCCUCAGCAAGAAAGAGAUAAUGGGUCGGGCACAGGCCUAUUUGCCUUAUGUCGGGAUGGUCACCAUCUGGUGGGAUGCUCAGAAACUCCAAUGGAACUAUAUUCGAAGGAAGUUUAGAAGUCAAACUUCCGACAAUAUGGACAGAUGA